UCCGCGUCCCGGCAGCACCAGAGCUGGCGGCCGGGGAGCCAGCGGGGCACACCGAGCGCGCAGCACCGAGCGCCGCGCGACCUCAGCGGCGUCGCCUGGAGCACGGGCGCUGCGGGACGGAGCCCAGAGCGGGGAGGCGGCGGGGACGGCGGCCCCACCUCGAGUCCAGACCCGUCCAGGGCACGGCCAUCUGCAGAGCAGAAACCCCUCUCUUGGGACCGUUCAUAAACAAGAGACACCAACCAACACUGCCAUGCCAGUGCCGCCGCCGCCCCCACCUCCUCUGCCUCCACCUCCCCCGCCUCUAGGAGCUCCUCCCCCACCUCUGGGAGCUCCUCCCCCUCCCCCACCAUCAGCACCUCUGGUCAGCACUGACACUUCAGGCUUGAGGAAGCCAGAUCCGAAAGGUCGGAGUGCCCUGUUGGCUGAUAUCCAGCAAGGAACUCGCCUGCGAAAAGUCACACAGAUCAAUGACCGCAGUGCCCCACAAAUCGAGAGUUCAAAAGCAAGCAACAAAGAAGGAGGAGGCUCUGCCAACUCCCGAGGAGGAAACACACCCCCAGUCCUGGGAGAUCUCUUCGCUGGUGGCUUUCCUGUGUUGCGACCAGCAGGCCAGAGGGAUGUAGCAGGUGGCAAGACAGGGCAGGCCCCUGGUUCUCGAGCGCCUUCUCCCCGGCUUCCCACCAAAACCAUUAGUGGCCCGCUUAACCCCCCUGCAUCUCCCAGGCUAGGCAAUGCUUCUGAGGCCCAAGGCGCUGCCAGGAUAGUCCCUCCUCGCCCCAAUGUGCCCGCCCCACCUCCACCUCCUCCGCCCCUACCUCCACCUCUACCACCGUCUUCCCCCACCAAGGCCUCGCUGGUGUCCCCACCCGGCCUACCGACCAAAGGGAGCUCUCCUGCCAUUGCACCCACUGUCCCCUGCCCUCCUCCGCCUCCACCUCCGCCACUUCCUCCGACUCCACCCCCUCUGCCCCCGGCCUCCCUACUCAGUGACAAGGCAGUGAGGCCUCAGCUGGCCCCCUUGCACCUCCCGCCCAUCCCGCCCCCGCUCCCUCUCCUCCCACCCUGUGGGUAUCCAGGACUCAAUGAGGAGCCUGCCAGCCCCGCCCAAGAGGUGCCAGAGCCUCCCGCCCCGCCGCCGCCGCCCCCUCCGCCGCCCCCACUCCCCCUGUAUGCUUCCUGUUCGCCCAGGGCUUCGGUGCCAGCGCCUCCCUUGCCAGGCGCUAACAACAGCAGCGAAACCCCUCCCCCGCUGCCCCCCAAGUCCCCCAGCUUCCAGGCCCAACAGCAGAAGGCCAGCGCGCAGGGCUUGCCCGCACCACCUGGCCCUCUGGGACCUCAGCCGCUCCUGCAGAAGAGGAGGAUCUGCAGAGGCCCAGGGACCAGUGGUGGAAAGCUAAAUCCACCUCCAGCACCUCCUGCAAGAUCACCCACCACAGAGCUUUCAAGCAAGAGCCAGCAGAACCCUGCCUGGACCCCCACCCAGCAGCCCGGAGGUCAGCUACGGAAUGGAAGCAUGCACAUCACCGAUGACUUCGAGUCUAAAUUCACGUUCCAUUCUGUGGAAGACUUCCCCCCUCCGGAUGAAUACAAACCAUGCCAGAAGAUUUACCCUAGCAAGGUCCCCCGAAGUCACACACCUGGUCCCUGGCUCCAGACCGAGGCAGCUGGACAGAGCCCAGAUGACAUCAAAGGCAGAAAUGCUCAGUUAUCUCUAAAGACACUCCGGUGAGAAGACGGAUGAAGCCAAGGUCCAGGGGUUCCAUGUCACAGGAUGAACAUGUCAGGCCCCACCAUACUCAAGCUGUAUUCAGUCGACAUACAGGCUCUGAAAGGAGCGCUUAUUUAUUGUAAAUACGUGGUUUGCACGGGCUUUAAAGCAACAUUUUAGUCCACUUUGAGUUAUUUCAGUAAUAUUUUUAAAGACAACCACCAUUUCUCCAUUAUUUAAAAUGUAUCUUGGCAUUUGUCUGUACAUACAGAGCCCUGCCCCACUCCAUUGUGUCUAUCCUGUGACUGUACAUAUGCUUGCGGGCUGGCCCUUCCUAGACUCUGAACCAUUUUUAGACCGUCCUUAGUUUGUAGGUGGUCCCAAAGUCCUAAGUAGUCACAAAAGCUUCUUAUUGGCAUGACUUUAUAUUCUCAUUGCACCAACUGCAAAAUCAAACCAAAUAAUGCCUUAUAAACGAUGCAGCUCAGAGGAAGUAGUGUGUGCCCAUACCCCGACGGUGCCGCGCAGCCUCCGGGGAGUGAGAUGUCACGUCUCACUUCCAUUUUGCAGUACAGGGAUGUCUUUUUGCUGCCUAAUGUAAAUAUACUGCAGUGUAAAGGCAGGAGUGGGCUCAGCCCCUCCAGUGCCUUCCACAGGGCCCUUUUGUAACUGAAUUAUCCUACAAGUAGCCAAUGCUCUUACUGUUUACAGUGCUCCUAGUGCCCAUGUCUCCAUCACUUCCCUCCUGUCCCUCCAAAUUCCCAGCCCCAUCCUGGUAGUCCAGGUGAGGUCACCUUUAUGAGAUUUUGGUAUUUUUUUUCCUUUAGGAAAAAACAUACACUAAUUCUGAUUAUCAUGAACUGCUAAUUCUAUCCCAGAAGUCUCCCAAUCUCCCAAAGAGGUUGCAAAGAUUUCCAUGGAAUAUAUGAGAAACGUGUAAAACAAAAUGUCUGAAGAAAUAUAUGCCUCAAAUAUCUGGCCACCGCCCCACCCUGAGAAUCUGGGAACCACCCAUAGGCCACACUCAGCCCCCUUCCCAGCUGAGGGAAGAUGUCACAGGUCCACAGCUUCCCCUUCCCCUGUAAUGGGCACCUGGGGGCGGGUGCACAUUCAGCUCCCUGAUGAUGCAGAGUCCAGCUGGGCUGGAGCUGCCCUUUACCUUUCCUUGAGCCAGCAAGGGCAUGGAAGUGGACAGGGAACGCUGACACAGAUAAAGGAGAGAGACUAGGAGGAAACAGACUGAGAUCCCUGAGGAAAUCGGAGAGGGAGAAGAGGAGGAUAGCAGAAGUUUGCUUUGGAACAACCCACUCAUGCCCUUGAACCUUGAGGAUGCGUGACAGUGAGCCACAGUGAGCUGGGUUUGGCCAACGUGACUGCAGACCCCUCGCUGUGGUCUGGAGCCGAUCAAGCUGGUGUCUUGCAUCGGUGUGUGCUUGCUCAUCCCAGGUGGGAGAAACUGAGUCAGCGUCAAGUAUGCAUCUCUGGGGCACAACUCAGGCCAAAUUGUAACAGCUAAAAUCAGUGGGAAAGAAGCUUUCGCAGGCCUUUUGCAUUAUUGAUUUAUUGUAUUGGUUCUGGAAGUUUUCCAAGAAGUCUAGGAUUUCAUUUGGGGGACAGUAUCCACUCUGCCUUCCUUCCGGUUGCAUAAAAUAUUUACAAGAGCUUUAAUUUGCAUAAUGGAGAAGGCCCUAGACACAGGCAGUUCCACUUUGGAGUGGACUGCCGGCCCUGGUGAGGCGUUCAGAAGUUCUGCUGGGAUAGAAAAUUUAUAAUAAAACCAUUCAAGAACAGAGGGAAGGAAGGAGCAGAAACCAAAAAAUGGCAAAUAGGGAGCAACCUCAGGAAUCCAGCAUCACGUGUGUCCUCGAGACCUGUCACUGAACGCACACCCUCCAAGCUCGGGCAGUGUACAGGCUGAGCCCCUUGACCGUGGACUCAUCAGAGAGGCGUCCCUGCCACCUCCCACAUCCUCACUGACCCUGUUGUCUGUGACUCUCCCCCUGUUUCUCCUGUAUUUUAUAUUUAUUGAUGCCUUCCUCUGCAGAUUCAUUUCUUUGUACCUAAUAAACUAACUUUAAUAAGUGGAAA
Messenger RNA from Marmota monax (woodchuck), 3799 nucleotides. RefSeq names its product WAS/WASL interacting protein family member 3 (gene Wipf3). Gene Ontology annotation, cellular component: recycling endosome; WASH complex; early endosome. The record is from RefSeq and is a predicted model, not a curated record. The transcript has 9 exons. Lineage: Eukaryota; Metazoa; Chordata; Mammalia; Rodentia; Sciuridae. Bases 254 to 1732 code for a protein of 492 amino acids. Gene Ontology annotation, biological process: endocytic recycling; exocytosis; retrograde transport, endosome to Golgi. Gene Ontology annotation, molecular function: gamma-tubulin binding; alpha-tubulin binding; actin binding.